Molecule: messenger RNA, 837 nt
Organism: Saprolegnia parasitica CBS 223.65
Lineage: Eukaryota; Oomycota; Saprolegniomycetes; Saprolegniales; Saprolegniaceae
Exons: 9
Coding region: 1-837 (278 amino acids)
Source: RefSeq, a predicted model, not a curated record
AUGGAGAACCGAGUGGAAGACGAGCUCCGGGCACUUCUGGAAGUCGACGACGCCCUCCAUGCAAGCCUCGGAACUGCUAUCGACGCCUUCCGCGACCUCUUCCCGACCUCGAGCGACCGCGUCCGCCAAGAGACCAAUACCAUCCGCGGUCAAAUCGAUCUCCAUGCGGCGGCGCUCCAUGUGUCAGACUCGACAAGUACAAGCGCCAACAAGAUGUUUGAGCGCUGCGUCCUCCUCGACGACGUGCACAACCUCGUGCUCGCCCACGAGCUCUUGUGGAAGACGUUCUCGACGGCGGCGCUGAUCCUCUUUCGGUGGAUGGACAUGGAGCGCUGCGACGCCGCCGGGUCGUUAAUCAAGGUGGCUGAGCUCUACGCAGAGCAAGGCGCGACGCGACAGCGAACCAUCGAGUACGUGCUUCUGCUUCUCGAAAUAAUGCUCUGCGAAGCCAACGCCGCCAUGAAGACGCUUGUGCAUCCAGACGCGCUCGUGACGCUAUCGAUUGCCAAUAUGUGCUCCAAGCCGGUCGUCGUGGACGCUGUCUCGAUUUGCUUUGUGCACAACGGCCGCCUGCUUGAGUCGACGAUCGAGCUGCAUGAGGUGCUCGGCGUCUCCGACACCUCGUCACUGCACCUUGGUGUCCACCUCGGCAACCUUGCGUCACGACCAUCGACUCGCCGCUGCUCUCGUACGCUCGAGCCAUUUGAAGCACUACCGGACGUCACAUGGCACAUGGACGGCGGGCAUUGCAUUGCUGGUCUCUCGCUCACGAGCUUCUUAUCGAACCGACACAUGAUUUUUGGCUUUGCUAGCACAGACCGUACGCAAGUCACGUAA